AUGGCUUCCAAGAAGGACAUGCGCCGCGCCGACCUCAUCGUGCCCUAUGCCGAGCCAGAGAAGGGCAAGGAUGACAAUGACAUGGCAAGCACGCUCUCGAGCACACUGCCCAUGGCUGCCAUCUUCACGCGAAACAAAAUGAUCGGCUGGGUUGCUGUAGUAUUCGCUAUCCAGUCGUGGCUCGCUGAGACACCCGAGCAGAAAAGAACAUCGUCUACACCCGCCUACUUCCAGGUGGGCAUGUCCAUCAUGUCGCUUCUAGUUUCACACCCCAACAACCCCCCACCUACACGCGCGCUCACCGACUGUCGUAUGUCCAUCGAGAACCUUAAGACCUUCGACCCGUUCGCGGAAGCGGAUGAAGAUACCGGCCAGGUCAAGCAGACUCAGCAGGACUACAUUCAUAUUCGUAUCCAACAGCGCAAUGGCCGCAAGACCCUGACGACCGUCCAAGGUCUUCCUAAGAAGUUUGACCAGAAGAAGAUCCUCAAGGUGAUCAAAAAGAAGUUUGCCUGCAAUGGCACCAUCGUAAGCGAUGCCGAGAUGGGCGAAGUCGUCCAGCUCCAAGGCGAUCAGCGCAAAGACGUCCAGGACUUCUUGACCGACAAGAAGGAGGGACUCGGUCUCGAUGCUAAGACGAUCAAGGUCCACGGUUUCUAG
This is a messenger RNA of Alternaria burnsii, 660 nucleotides long. RefSeq names its product translation initiation factor. The transcript has 10 exons. Lineage: Eukaryota; Fungi; Ascomycota; Dothideomycetes; Pleosporales; Pleosporaceae. The record is from RefSeq and is a predicted model, not a curated record. Gene Ontology annotation, cellular component: endoplasmic reticulum membrane; eukaryotic 43S preinitiation complex. Gene Ontology annotation, biological process: protein insertion into ER membrane; translational initiation. The coding region runs from base 1 to 660 and encodes 219 amino acids. Gene Ontology annotation, molecular function: protein folding chaperone; RNA binding; translation initiation factor activity.